Messenger RNA from Caenorhabditis remanei, 711 nucleotides. RefSeq lists its product as uncharacterized. The transcript is spliced from 6 exons. Gene Ontology annotation, cellular component: lysosomal membrane. Lineage: Eukaryota; Metazoa; Nematoda; Chromadorea; Rhabditida; Rhabditidae. Bases 1 to 711 code for a protein of 236 amino acids. The record is from RefSeq and is a predicted model, not a curated record.
AUGGCCAUAACGAGGUCUGGAUUAUUCACUUUGGAGACGUCAAAUCCGCGAUUUUUCACUUGCUGUGCAAGGCUUCAUGUGAAGGUUGCUCUGGCCAUCAUCAUUUUCUUCCUUGGAUUCCUCGAACUAACAGAAUGGUACGUUUACAUUUUUGUAGACCGUGCCGGAGAGUCGGCAGAUGCUGGACAAGCAAUCCUAUCAAUCUGGCAGCUGGUGUCAAUCAUCUGCAUGACUCUAUCGUUCAUCACUGAAAAAGAAGAGCUAUUGAUUCCAUUCAUUCUAUUCAUGAUCUUUGUUGUCACAAGUUUUGCUUUUUGGGCUAUGCAAAUUCUUGUCAUUGUUAUGUUCCCCUAUUCGGAAAGAGCAAAUCAUCUUCUAGGUUUCAGAGAUGAUACUGAUUUUAUGAUGCGUGAAAAGAUAGCUCUCACAGUUCUCUCCGUUUUUGCUACAAUAACUACAAUGACCGGAUGGUUCUUGCACGUAGGACUCGCUUGUUACGUGUAUUUUCAAAGUAGGAAUAGAGAAAACAAAGUGAAAGCAUCUGCUAGAGAAGCGAGACCUCCUAUGGUGGCUCCGUUGGCAGCAGAGCCACAACAACCGAAGCCGGCUGAUAACUUCCCAAAUCCAAAUUUUUCAAUUUCCGACGAUGAAGAUGUCGACGAGGAAGAAGAUAAAGUAUUCGAACAAAAAGUUGGACCCAGCAUGGUUUGA